CAGGCCGCUGACGGGAGGCAAACCCGUCGGACGCCCAGAGAGGAAAUGCCGCGCAGGCGCAAAAGGCGGCCGCGCGGGCGACGGGCCGCACUGCGCACGCGCGCCGCUCCGGGCCGAGGCCCUUCUCGUCUCAGGGAGGUGGAGCGCAGCCCAAUUGCUCCUCCCUCUCGCCCCGCCUUCCGCGUUGCCAUGGGGACCCAACGGCCCGAGCCGGCCCACCGCGGCGCCGCCCGGCCGGUUGCCGCUCGCGGAUCUGGGAGACCACGGAGGUUACAGAAAGUCCACCGUCAUGAGCAGGAAGCGGUCGGGUCUGGGCCGUUGCAGGCAUUUCUUUUGGCUGGGCGUCGUCUUCGACACGGUGGGGGCGGUGAUGCUGUUCGUCGGCAUCUUCGCCGAGCUGAUCUUCUACGACAUGCUGCUCUACAUGGGCGCCAUCAUCAUCUUCCUCAGCCUGCUCUGGUGGGUCUCCUGGUACACCGGCAACAUCGAACUGCUUCCCGAAGAGACCCUCGGGCUGACCUCCCAGCUGGCCUCCAGAAACAUGGUGAGCGCCCUGCAGCAGAGCGUCAGCCACCGCUUCUCCUGGUCCAUGGGGACCCUCUCCAACAGCUUUCUGCGGAUCCGGCGACAGCGGCAGCGGCGGCGCUCCUGGAGGACCCUGCAGAGGACGGCUGCCCCGGGGAUGACCGGUACCGGCCAGCUGGAGCAAGAAGCCGAAGGUGACAGGGACAGCGACCACUGCCAGGCCUUUUGCCAAGGGGCUCUGAGCAGCACGCCUGAAGAUGAGGGAAGUUCAGAGUCCUUUGGACCCCCAAGCCCUGACUCAGGUCCGCCAUGGUUUGAUCGGCAACCCUUGCCUCAUCUGGUCCCGCCCGUUCUCCCUCUGUCCACUCUGGACCAGCCUUUGCCUUCUACUGUUUCAUUCCCUAAGAGUCUGCCUGUAGUUCCCUUGGUUUCUUCCACUCAGAAUCCAGCCUUCUCUACGUGUAGGAGCCACCCUGUAAUUUCUGAGGCCUCUCGGAGCCACGUCCUAGGCCCCAUGGCCUCACAGAGCCACCUCCAGGUCCCUGUGACCUCUGAAAGCCAACCUGUGUUGCUUGCAGCCUCUCGUAGUUUCCUCCACGUCCCUGGGGCCUCUCAGACCCACUGUCUGGCUCCUAUGGACUCUCAGAGCCAUCCUCUGGCACCUGUGUACUCUCAGAGCCACACCUUGUUACCUGUGGCCUCACGGAGCCACCUCCAGGUCCCUGUGACCUCUGAAAGCCAACCUGUGUUGCUGGCAGCCUCUCAGAGCUGCCACCAUGUCACUAGGGCCUCUCAGACCCACUGUCUGGCUCCUAUGGACUCUCAGAGCCAUCCUCUGGCACCUGUGAACUCUCAGAGCCACACCAUGUCACCUGCAGCCUCACGGAGCCACCUCCAGGUCCCUGUGACCUCUAAGAGCCAGCCUCUGCCUUCUGCGGCCUCUCAGUGCCAUCUCCAGGUCCCUGUGACCUCUAAGAGCCAGCCUCUGCCUUCUGCGGCCUCUCAGUGCCAUCUCCGGGUCCCUGUGUCCUCUCAGAGCCAACCUGUGGUGCCUAUGGCCUCACAGAGGCAGCACUGGAAUUUUCCUCUGGUCUCCGGACCUCAGCCUCCACCUGUUCAGGCUUCUGGAACCCAGGCUGCGGGCACCCAGGUUCCUGUGCUGCAACGUCUGUCUGACCAGGCUUUCCAGACUGUAGGCCCAGCGGAUUCAGAGACUGGGCGGGCCCUGCUUCCGCCUCCCCAGGCCACUGAGAGCAUCUGUGCAGUGCAGGAGAUUUCUCUACGUCAGGCUGCACCUGGCCUGGAGGCACCUACGGAGCCACUUGCGCAGGCUUCUGAGACCGCCCCACCUCCAGGACAGCGCCCCGACACCGCGUCACCUGCCUCUGAGGCUGCACCUCCAGCCACUCCGGUGCAACCAUUCGUCCCCACUGAGACCACUCCAGCCUCAGAGCCCAAGAAGAAAAGUCAUUCUGUCUAGCGAGGGCCAGACAGCAGCCAUCUGAAUGGCUGUGCUGACCUCUGCCAAAACCUGAGAAAUUAGUUCAUCACAUUCUCCAGGAUAUGUACAAAACCAAGAAGAAGAAGACUCGAGUCAUUUUGCGAAUGUUACCCAUCGCAGGCACAUGCAAAGCUUUCUUGGAGGAUAUGAAAAAAUAUGCAGAAACAUUCUUGGAACCCUGGUUUAAAGCUCCAAACAAAGGGACAUUUCAAAUUGUAUACAAAUCUCGAAAUAAUAGUCAUGUAAACAGAGAAGAAGUUAUAAAAGAAUUGGCAGGAAUAGUGGGCAGCCUCAGUUCGGAAAAUAAAGUAGAUCUCACCAACCCACAGUACACAGUGGUGGUAGAAAUCAUCACAGCUGUUGCCUGAGUGUUGUGAAAGAUUACAUGUUAUUCAGAAAGUACAACCUCCAGGAGGUGGGGAAGAGUCCUAAGGACCCAUCACAACUUCACCCAAAGCAAGGAAAUGGGAAAGAAGCAAAGUUGGAAUCUGAUGACAAAUUAAGUCAGA
This is a messenger RNA of Oryctolagus cuniculus (rabbit), 2535 nucleotides long. The record is from RefSeq and is a predicted model, not a curated record. Lineage: Eukaryota; Metazoa; Chordata; Mammalia; Lagomorpha; Leporidae.